CGCACAAGAGACGUUGAUCCGGCAGUUGGUUCUUUGCUAAGUUUAAAAGUACUACAGUUCCUCUGCACACCGGACCGCUACCGACACAACGCCAGCUACAGCUCGUCUACCGGGUCCGCUCUUUUUCCCAGAGUCGGUUCCUCCGGACGACACAGACACACCGUGAGUUUUUCCUUCUUCCAGCGGAUUGAUUUCGGGACUCAAUUCGGGUCCGAUUCGUUUUUCCGGGUCGGCUGUUACUGGACCGCAGCCUGUUUGGGUGCCACCAGAGUGAGAAAAACUGCUUCAACCGUCGGCCGACGCUUGUUUUUCUCCUCCCCGACCCAUUUUUCAGUUGUUUUUUUCACCACCGCAGUUGUCAACUUGGAGCCCUGUUGGGAAAUUGACAAACCCCCCCUGAAUUCCGUUACCGACACAGGACGUGAUUUGGACGAGGAUCCGCAGAGUGGAGCGUGACGCCAGUGGAACUUGUUUACUCCACUGUGAGAACCACAUUACCCUCAAUUCCUGCAAACUGACAAUACAGUCAGAGUUUACUAGCUCUCUUUACUAGAUACUUUCAGAGGAUAAAACUGCUGUGAAGAGGACCAGAAUGACCAACAACACAGCAGACGACCCUCCGGGGAAUUCGGUUGCAAAAGGCAACCAUGAUGGCGACUAUGGAGUGAGCAUGAUGGAACUGAGGAGCCUGAUGGAGCUGCGGGGUGAUGAAGCUGUCAACAAGAUACGGGACACUUAUGGAGAUGUGCACGGAAUCUGUCGCCGCCUCAAAACAUCAUCUGUACAAGGUCUGGCUGGUAGCACAAGUGAUUUGGAAAAACGCCACACGGCUUUUGGAAAGAACUUAAUCCCCCCAAAGAAGCCCAAGACAUUCCUGCUGCUGGUGUGGGAGGCUCUGCAGGAUGUCACACUCAUCAUCCUGGAAAUCGCUGCAAUCAUCUCGCUCGGCCUGUCCUUCUACAAGCCACCAGGGGGCAACAAUGAAACAUGCGGGGAGGCUGCAGGUGGCGCGGAGAGUGAGGACGAGGCCCAUGGCGGCUGGAUCGAGGGCGCCGCCAUCCUGUUCUCAGUCAUCAUCGUUGUCCUGGUGACGGCCUUCAACGAUUGGUCCAAAGAAAAGCAGUUCCGCAAACUUCAGAGUCGCAUCGAACAAGAACAAAAAUUCACAGUCAUCCGCAGAGGACAGGUUAUCCAGAUCUCUGUGGCGGAGAUCGUGGUGGGAGACAUCGCUCAGAUCAAAUACGGAGACCUGCUGCCUGCUGAUGGGAUCCUGAUCCAAGGCAACGACCUCAAAACGGAUGAGAGCUCACUGACUGGAGAGUCUGACCAGGUUCAGAAGUCAGCAGAGAAGGACCCAAUGCUGCUGUCCGGGACCCAUGUGAUGGAGGGAUCAGGCAAGAUGGUGGUGACAGCUGUUGGCCUCAACUCUCAAACUGGCAUCAUCUUUACUCUCCUGGGUGCUGGCGAGAAUGACGAAGAGGAGAAGGUCAAGAAAACCAAGACCCAGGAUGACAUCGCAGUGGAGAUCCAGCUGCUGAAGAGUGAGGAGGCCGCCGAGUUGGAGGAGGAGGAGGAGACCAAACCAAAGGUCAACCAGGCCCUCGUGACCAAGAAGGACAAAUCUGUGCUGCAGGGCAAACUGACCAGGCUGGCUGUUCAGAUCGGGAAAACCGGUCUGAUCAUGUCGGCUCUGACCGUCAUUAUCCUCACCCUCUACUUUCUGAUUGACACUUUUGGGAUCCAGCGUCUGACCUGGAAGUCCGAGUGCACCCCCAUUUACAUCCAGUAUUUUGUCAAGUUCCUUAUCAUCGGUGUGACGGUGCUGGUGGUGGCUGUUCCUGAGGGGCUGCCGCUCGCCGUCACCAUCUCUCUAGCCUACUCUGUCAAGAAAAUGAUGAAAGAUAACAACCUGGUGCGUCACUUGGAUGCCUGUGAGACCAUGGGCAACGCCACGGCUAUUUGCACUGACAAGACAGGUACACUGACCAUGAACCGCAUGACGGUGGUGCAGGCCUACAUUGGCGAUAGACACUACAAGACCAUCCCCAAACCCACCGUCAUCAGACCAGAGACCUUGGAAAUGUUGGUCAGCAGCAUCUCCAUCAACUCAGCGUACACCACCAAGAUCUUGCCUCCGGAGAAAGAGGGCUGGCUGCCUCGCCACGUGGGCAACAAGACAGAGUGCGCUUUGCUGGGCCUGGUGCUUGAUAUGAAGAGGGACUACCAGCCGAUCAGAGACAAGGUGCCCGAAGAAGAGUUCUACAAGGUUUACACCUUCAAUUCCUCACGCAAGUCCAUGAGCACUGUGCUGAGGAACGCCAACGGUGGCUACCGCAUGUACAGCAAAGGAGCGUCAGAGAUCGUCCUGCAGAAAUGCUCUCAUAUCCUGGAUGCCCAGGGUCAGCCUCGUAUCUUCAAGUCGAAGGACUGUGAGGAGAUGGUGCGAAAUGUGAUCGAGCCGAUGGCCUGCGAUGGGCUGAGGACCAUCUGCGUGGCCUACAGAGACUUUCCUGCUGAAAACGGAGAGCCACAAUGGGGCAAUGAGAAUAAGGUCCUGAAUGAGCUCACCUGUAUCGCCGUGGUCGGCAUCGAAGACCCCGUCAGACCUGAGGUACCUGAAGCCAUCACCAAGUGUCAGCGUGCAGGAAUCACUGUUCGUAUGGUGACUGGAGACAACAUCAGCACUGCCCGAGCCAUUGCAACCAAGUGUGGCAUCCUGACACCCGGAGAGGACUUCCUCUGUCUGGAGGGCAAAGAGUUCAACCAGCUGAUCAGAAAUGAAAAAGGAGAGGUGGAGCAGGAGCGUCUGGACGAAGUUUGGCCCAAACUGCGAGUUCUGGCUCGUUCAUCUCCAACAGAUAAACACACUCUGGUCAAAGGCAUCAUUGACAGCACAGUGGGUGAAACCCGAGAGGUGGUAGCAGUGACAGGAGACGGCACCAACGACGGCCCGGCCCUCAAGACAGCUGAUGUUGGCUUUGCCAUGGGAAUCGCUGGCACAGAUGUAGCCAAAGAAGCAUCUGAUAUCAUCCUGACUGACGACAACUUCAACAGUAUUGUCAAGGCCAUCAUGUGGGGGAGAAACGUUUACGACAGCAUCUCCAAGUUCCUCCAGUUCCAGCUGACCGUCAACGUGGUGGCCGUGAUUGUGGCGUUCACCGGCGCCUGCAUCACACAGGACUCUCCCCUGAAGGCCGUUCAGAUGCUGUGGGUCAACCUCAUCAUGGACACUCUGGCCUCUCUAGCUCUGGCCACUGAGCAACCCACCGAGUCUCUUCUGCUGCGCGAACCAUAUGGCCGUGACAAACCUCUCAUCUCCACAACCAUGAUGAAGAACAUCCUGGGCCAUGCUGUGUACCAGUUGGUCAUCGUCUUUACCCUGCUCUUUGCUGGUGAGAAAUUGUUCAAUAUCAACAGUGGCCGCAAUGCUCCCCUGCACUCCCCACCAUCGGUCCACUACACCAUUGUGUUCAACGCAUUUGUCAUGAUGCAGCUUUUCAACGAAAUCAACGCCAGGAAGAUCCACGGAGAGAGGAACGUGUUCGAGGGCGUCCACAAGAACCUCAUCUUCUGCAGUGUUGUACUAGGAACCUUCUUCCUGCAGAUCAUCAUUGUUGAGUUUGGAGGGGAGCCAUUCUCCUGCAAGCCUCUGACCAUCAUACAGUGGGUGUGGUGUGUGCUCAUCGGUGCGGGGGAGCUGCUAUGGGGACAGCUGAUCUCGGACAUCCCAGUGCACCACCUGAAGUUCCUAAAAGUGGCGGGUCAAGGUAUCAAAAAGAAAGACAUCCACAAGGAGGAGCUGACGAAGGGCGCCAAUGAGAUUGACGAUGCCGAGAUGGAGCUGAGGAGAGGCCAUGUCCUCUGGGUCAGAGGCCUGAACCGCAUCCAGACUCAGAUGGAUGUGGUCAAUACUUUCCAGAAGGCUCAGGCGGUGGUGCCCAGUGCCCGGCUCCGCCAGGUGCUCGUUGCCAACAAGCACAAUGACGCCAUCCCCACCACCACUGCUGCCCCUUAGACUACAGGCAGUGAGUCGGUAACAAAGGAAAGAGUACGAGAAGAAUGCUUCGCUGCUCUCAACUCUAUUCCUUGAACAAUAUCAAACUGCAUGAUUUACCAUCCCUCUGCUCCUGUCAUUAACAGACCUCUGCAUGUUCUUAACUAAUCUCAGGUAUCUGGUGUGUUCAAGUUAUGUAGAAAAUAUUAGAAGUGGAAAAACAGCAAAUGGAGUUAGCCUGUGAGAGCAGAUGCAGCUAAAUGGAAAAACAAAAGACACUCUUACGUAUCUUAAGAUAAAGACAUUACAGGCGAGAUUUAAAACUCAGUGACAUGUUUAUAUGUCGAUAUGUAUAUUCUUGAAUAUUUUUGAAAUAUAUGUAUAUUUUUGAAGAGUAGCAGCACUAACAAAGCUCUUCUCAACUCAGUGUCUGCUAAACUGCUUUGUCUACAGCUCCCUUACAAUAAAAGCCUUUCAAUGGUU
This is a messenger RNA of Amphiprion ocellaris (clown anemonefish), 4477 nucleotides long. RefSeq names its product plasma membrane calcium-transporting ATPase 3-like. Gene Ontology annotation, biological process: regulation of cytosolic calcium ion concentration; calcium ion transmembrane transport. Gene Ontology annotation, cellular component: membrane; intracellular membrane-bounded organelle. Bases 593 to 4015 code for a protein of 1140 amino acids. The record is from RefSeq and is a predicted model, not a curated record. Gene Ontology annotation, molecular function: P-type calcium transporter activity; ATP hydrolysis activity; PDZ domain binding. NCBI's taxonomy places the organism in Eukaryota, Metazoa, Chordata, Actinopteri, Pomacentridae. The transcript has 20 exons.